Drepanopeziza brunnea f. sp. 'multigermtubi' MB_m1 is the source of this 1875-nucleotide messenger RNA. RefSeq lists its product as uncharacterized. The record is from RefSeq and is a predicted model, not a curated record. Lineage: Eukaryota; Fungi; Ascomycota; Leotiomycetes; Helotiales; Drepanopezizaceae.
AUGGCUGACCAGUGUAUUAUCUGUCUGGAAGACUUGGCCGCUGUUCCUGUUCCUGAUCCCGACUCCGACCCAGCACUUCCACUUCCCCACGAUCUUCGCGAUGCGGGCGAGUUGGCGGCACAGACCGCAGACUUGUCAACGCCACAUCCCAGCACAUCCCCGAAUGAUCUUGCCGUUGCCUUCCUCAAAUCCUGCGGCCAUUUUCUGCACGACUGUUGUUUGAAGCAAUGGUCGCAGCAGGCAAAUAGCUGCCCCAUUUGCCGCGGCGCGUUUAACUUGAUUGAGGUCCGAGAUAAAGUCGGAGGUGUUGUUCUCUCGGAAUACGAGGUCGAAGAUAAGAAGCAAGUUGCCGAGUUCGAUGUGAGAGCGUGGUUGUCCGAGAAUGAGGAAGAUGAGGAAGAGACUGAAGAGACUCGGCCUUGUCCGAUAUGCAGAUCUGCAGAUCAAGAAGAGGUCCUCCUCCUCUGCGACUCCUGCGACGCUCCCUACCACACACACUGCAUCGGUCUCGAUCGGGUCCCAAAUGGACAUUGGUUCUGUAUGGAAUGUGCCAAUCGAGGUGCUUACCAGAGCGUCGCCUCUCAGCCUCUCACUUCAGCAGUCUUUGCAAGUAGAGACGCCCCGCGAACUCGAGCCAGCAUCCGUCGUACUCGCGAGCAAGAGAGAGACGACCGCUGGUUUGGGGCUUGGGCUCUCUUGAACAGCAGAAUUGACGAUGGUCCGGGACCAGAUGACGACACCUCCGACCCCGAAAUAGAGGCCUUCUAUCUAGAUUCUUUCACUUACGCCGAACAUGAGAGAACGGAAAUCAACCAGAAUUACUAUGCUUAUCAGAGAUGGCAAGCCAGACAACGACAACAGUAUAACCAAAGACUGUCGAUUGCCGGCAGACAAGGAGCGAGAGAUGUAUUCCGCUUAGCCGCCCCUGCCAGACUUCAGACACCACAGCCGCCUGCUGAAUCAAUUGAGGAGACAAGGGCCUGGGGCGCUUUCGAGAAAGCCAAGGAAGUCAGUACUGCUGCACCAAACAGACGGAAGCGAAAAUCGAGAUCAGCGACUGCUUCUCCCGGGGAAGGACCAUCUGCGCCAGCCCAGCCAGAGCGCAAGCUGAAAAGACCUCGUACUAGAAGAACUAUCGCUCGACCGGAGCCCUCGGUUUCUCGUUCGAUCGCCAGCUCUAGCCGCCAACCAAACGGGCAUCGCCAAAGUCCUCCAACGGCGGGUACAUUGAACGAUACCGAUGGCCAGCCGUCUUUUCUCUCGUCGCUCCUCAAAGAAGUUGAGACGAAUCACACUUCUGAUGACGAACGAUCUACCCUCCCCUUGACAACUGUUUCGGCGCCCAACCGAGUCACCAGUCCUACAUUGGAUAGAUCUCCUGCAGCCUCACCUGCAUCGUCAUCACCUUACCACACGCCUCGGGCCCUGUCCACUAGCCCGCCUCCUUACUUGAGCAGCCGAUCAAGGUCGCCGAUCUCCCUGACAACACGUGUUGAACCGAUGUAUCCCCGUGCAAACUACUUGCCAAAUAGGUCGCGCCCAGGAAACAAGUCCGAAGACAGAGUCGAGCAGCGCCAACCGCGCCCAAGACAUCGACCUGUAAGACUCCCACAAUCUGAAGAUAGUUCCCCAACUCGGGCAGCAAUGUCCAGCCAAGCCAAGCAAGGAAUCAACAAGAUUGUUAAACACGCACUUGCACCGCACUGGAAGGCUGCCGAGCUCUCGAAGGAACAAUACGCCAAUAUCAACCGCAAUAUAUCGAGAAAGCUAUACGAAAUUGCGGCUGAACAGAGUGUCCACGACGAAUCCCGAAACAAACUGGGAAGGAUUGCCAAGAGAGAGGUGGCGAAUGCUUUGAAACUCUUGACUGCGUAA